UGCUUUACUGCUGUGAUAUGCAUAGCUCUUCUUAAAUCAAUGGGAUAUUCCUGGGUUUAUAGUUAAAUUGUGUUUAAACACUUCAUGGCAUCAAGAUCAUUAAGAUGUGCUAUGGCCCAGAGGACUCAGUGAGCUCAGGUGCCCUGAGAGCUGUGUGCCUGGCUGCUAUGUAACCUCAUGGUACAGCCAGGAGGGACAUCCCGCAGAGUGGUGCCAUUGUUUGAAAAAAACAACUGGGAAACCACAAACGUGAGGAACAGACUGCAGGACUGGACUUUCAGUGUCUGCGCAGGACUUUGAAUGCAGAACUCAUCAUAAUGAUACCCAGCUCUUAUACCGUGCUUUUUACUUACAGGCAUGUAAGAAUUUAGACAAGGAGACAUAAAUUACUGACCAGAAAAUGGCCCAGCGAAGCCAAAUCUUCCCAACUCUUGCCGCUUCUGAAAGACGGGUUCGAAACAUCCCACUGCACAGCCAGGCGCUGACAGCGGUCCCGCUGGCAUCUGCAAGCCUGGUGGAUCAGCUGGAAGACAGAAUCUUAAGCCAUGAGAAAACAACAGCGGCUCUUGUGGAACAUGCUUUUCGCAUUAAGGAGGACAUUGUUUCCACUCUGCACAGAAUGCAGAACAAAGGGGGGGGUGACCGGUUGGCUAGGCAACUCUUGGAAGAACACAUCCGAAACAUAACAGCAAUAGUGAGGCAGCUUAAUCGGGACAUUGAGAUGCUGCAGGAACAGAUACGUGUCAGAGACAAUCUCAGCUAUGGAACAAAUUCUACCCUGAAGAGUCUGGAAAUGCGGCAGCUUUCUGGUUUAGGAGAUCUUCGGGGAAGAGUUGCAAGGUGUGAUGCUGGGUUAGCCAGACUGUCUGCAGAGCAUAAAAUUACAUAUGAAAGACUUCAGAGCCUAAGUAAAGACCAACACACCUCCAAGCUGAUUUUAGAAUCUAAAAUCAAAGAGGCAGAAAUACAGAUUUCUCACCUCCUGAGCAGAGUAGAGCAGUCAAUCAUGCAGCAAGAAGCAAAGCUGAAGAUUGCCUACAAAGAGAGCAACCAACAGCUCCACCUCCUGGAUAUGAAAUUAAAAAAUGCUAUUGAGGAACUCAGCAGCCAGAUUUUGUCUGCACGUAGCUGGUUGGAACAGGAACACGAAAGGAUUGAGAAAGAGCUUGUGCAAAAAAUUGACCAACUCUCAUUGACUUUUAAGGAAAACACUGAAAUGAGUGAAAGAGCUAUAGAGAUGAAAUUCAACCAAAUGGCAGAGAAAAUUGACAAAAUGGAAGAAAUACAGAAGAUAACCAUGGAAGCACAUGAAGCAAAACAGACUGAAGAAAAGAUAAAUAUUCGCAUUGGCAAACUUCAAAAUGAGAUAAAUGAAGAUAUAAAAGAAAUGAAAGCUGAAGUUAAUGCUGGAUUUGCAGCUAUCUACGAGAGCAUUGGGUCUCUACGGCAAGUUCUAGAGGCGAAAAUGAAGCUGGACAGAGAUGAACUACAGAAGCAGAUCCACCAAAUUAAGCAGGAGGUUCCAACAUGGGGAGAGACUGGGCCAUGACUACAAGAUUUUGCCCGAGAGAUUAAUGUUUACCUGGCUAAACAGGCAGACUAUAAUCUUGUUGCAGUCUGUAAUCCAAAUUAAAUGCAUGUACCAAAUGACAUGCUGCUGUUGCACAGGUCUGUAUGUUUACUCAAAGUGGUAAAUGCAAGCUCUUCACAGAUCAGCUAACAAGCUUUUAGGGUUGAGGUGCUGAUUUACCACUGCACUACUCUAGUUGCUCUCAGGAGAUUAAGCACCAUGUAAAACUGGAGUAAUAUGUUGGUGAAACGGGCACCUAAUUUGCUAAAGGCAUUCUAGAGCUCCCCAGGUUUGCAGGCUUGAUCAGGCAGGUAUAUGCUCAUAUACAUAUAUAUAAAAAUACAUGUAAGAACCUGCAC
Athene cunicularia (burrowing owl) is the source of this 1929-nucleotide messenger RNA. RefSeq names its product family with sequence similarity 81 member A (gene FAM81A). The record is from RefSeq and is a predicted model, not a curated record. Lineage: Eukaryota; Metazoa; Chordata; Aves; Strigiformes; Strigidae. The transcript is spliced from 9 exons. Bases 401 to 1549 code for a protein of 382 amino acids.